CACAAAAAAAUGCGCAUUUGUUCUUCUUCGCCAAUCCCUCUCUGUGCCCUUUCUGUGGAAAAAAGUAAACUCAGCAAAAGUCUUUAAUUCUACUCCUCUGAUCCUUCAAUUUCGUAUCCUAAAACCCAUUUAAAAAAAGAAAACUCUUUUGUUUCCUCACCGGUAAAAUCGUCUGAUCUUUUCAGAAUCUUGUUUUAUUUUGUUGGCGGCAAGGUUCUGUUUUUUUGCCUUUUUUGUCGGAGAAGUAAACAAAGACUAUAUUUUGACGAUUUGGGUUUGUGUCUUACUUUUGGUUUGUGUCUUGGAAGAGAGAAAUGAUAGAUAUCCCUGGGGCACCAGGGACUUUGACUGGUCUUGUCUUGAGAAUUUCUCAGUGUGUUUUUGCCGCUGCCUCUAUUUCUUACAUGGUUACCUCCGGUGGAUUCUUCAGCUACACUUCUUUCUGCUACCUAAUUGCAGCAAUGGGUUUGCAAGUCAUAUGGAGUUUUGGUCUUGCAAUACUAGACACCUUCGCUUUAUUUACAAAGAAAACACUUGUUAGCCCGGUUUUGAUCAGCCUCUUUGUAGUUGGAGACUGGGUAACAUCAACAUUGUCUCUAGCAGGAGCCUCGUCCUCUGCAGGGAUAACGGUUUUAUAUUUUGGGGAUUUAGGAAGCUGCACUUUUGAAGCAGAGUGUUGGAGGUAUCAACUCUCUGUUGCUUUAGCUUUCCUUUCUUGGAUCACAAUCGCCAUUUCUUCACUUACCACUCUUUGGCUACUUGCUUCUGGAUAACUCAACAACCGCAUUCACUUGUACAAGUUCCAUAUGUAUACAUACUCUUAUUAGACAAAAGCCAUUUUAAAGAUUUUUGAUUCUUUAUUUUGUUAAUAGAAACAAUUAUAUCUUUUUUUCUUAACUCUUCAGUGUAUACUCAAUUUUAUGUAACUUUUUGAUGUUUUAAAAGUAUACUUCUUAUGUAAAUUAACAGUUAAAAGCCAUUUUCUGUAAA
Raphanus sativus (radish) is the source of this 990-nucleotide messenger RNA. RefSeq names its product CASP-like protein 5B3. Bases 315 to 773 code for a protein of 152 amino acids. Lineage: Eukaryota; Viridiplantae; Streptophyta; Magnoliopsida; Brassicales; Brassicaceae. Gene Ontology annotation, cellular component: plasma membrane. The record is from RefSeq and is a predicted model, not a curated record. The transcript is spliced from 3 exons.